Drosophila montana is the source of this 1393-nucleotide messenger RNA. Its product is annotated as cyclic GMP-AMP synthase-like receptor 1. Lineage: Eukaryota; Metazoa; Arthropoda; Insecta; Diptera; Drosophilidae. The coding region runs from base 33 to 1169 and encodes 378 amino acids. The record is from RefSeq and is a predicted model, not a curated record. The transcript is spliced from 5 exons.
AAGAUCAAUAUUCCCAAAUAAAGUCCAAAAAAAUGCCCAAUCUGGAACAACAUCUUCAGUCAACCAGUGCAAAUUUUAUAAAUAUUAAUGCGCAUCGGAAAUUAUACACAAAUCAUUAUGGAAAGUUACGAGAUACGCUCUAUUCCACGUUGCAACAGGAGAAUCCACUAGGAAAAUGGUUAUGCGGACAUAAAUUAGGAGGAAGUUAUGCGGAUAAACUGAAAGUAACGAAACCCGAUGAAUUUGAUUUGGUAAUUCAUUUAAAGUUUCCAGAGAAUGACAGGAUUGUUGUGAGGAGAGACUGUGCUAAACCGGAGGAUAAGCUGCAGGAUAUGAUAAAAGGCACUGUAACACGGGCUUUAAAUAAAAUGGAAAACAAAAUUGAGGUUGAUGGAAAAACUGCAAAACUGGUGUAUAAGAGAUGUGGACCGGCACAUACAAUAUUUAUUAACGAAUCCGAUAUGAAGUACUCUGUGGAUUUUGUGCCUGCCAUUAAGCUGAAUGUAAAGCAAAUUGUGUUGGGUCAACAAAAACUCAAGUACUUCAAGAACAUUAUGUAUUGGAGUGCGAUUCCAAAACCCUUGAAGCCAUUCGAGCCAAACAAUGUGUCAUUUAGGGCAUCGUACUAUGAAGCCGAAUAUGCCAUGAUAAAGGACAAAUAUAAGCUAAAGGAUGUUAUUAAAUUUAUGAAGAAGUUCCGCGACUCAAAACAAAAUAUCAGCACCUUAAAGAGCUAUUAUAUCAAAACCUUAUUGAUAUGGCAAAUAGAUGCCAGGCCAACGACCUAUUGGAAAACCCAACAGCUAAACAAAAUAUUGAUCGAUAUGUUCAGAGAGUUGGCGAAUUGUUUGGUAGUGUCUGGAAAAAAUGGUAAGCUUCCAUUAUUCUGGGAUCCCCAUCUGGAUUUAUUUGCUGCAUUAACACGAAACCAACGCAACGAUAUGUUGAAUUGUGUAACUGCUGAGAUUGAUACGCUUUGCCUAGCGGCUAGGAGUCUAACAGAUGACAUCAGUCAAGCUGUAACACUGGCGUUCAGUAAUCGGCAGGAACGUUUAAUAAAGAACGAAGAGCAGAGUAUGCACGCAAUUAAAUUAAAUCCAAAAGCAGAACUGAUGUCGCCACCAGUACCAUCCGAAAAUCAAGCUAAAUCUCAACCGGAAAAGGAGUAGCUUGAUUUUUCUUCGCUUUGUCCAGUUGUCAACUACCAGUGAUCCUUAUCUUACAACUAGUAUUUUAUCAUGCCCCAUCCACCUACAAAUGUAAUGAUUAAACAGGUGAAUAAUAUUGAAUGUUAAUUAUUAAGUUAGAAAAACACAAUCAAUUAUAGCCCGUGAAAAGGAAUUUUAUGAUAAACAAACAAAUUUUACAGUGAAAAUAGAUAAAUAAAGUUUAU